CCCUGCAAUAGAAGGGGAGGGAAGAAGGGGGGUAUUUGACUCCUGUCUCCCCACCCCCAGUCCGUACGAGGUGGAUUUAGGAAGAAAGGAACCAAAAAACCUGGGUAGCGGAGAUAACGACAGACACCAAUAAAGAGAUAUACAUUUGGAGAUCCGCGCGCGGCGGUGUCGCGCACGGAUUAUUAUAGGGUAUUUUAUUUUUCUUUCACUGAGGAGAUUCUGGCUCGGAGCGUCUGAUCCUGGGGGGGACGGAAUACAAACGCACGGGGAAUAAUAGGAGUGUUUUAUACUCGCUCCCUCCGUUAACAAGUGACUGCUCUGCUGCUCAGUAAAGUGGAAUAUAGCGGGUUUUUCCAACGGGAUGCGGAGGAACUGUUUUUCUGAGGGAAUACGACCGCUCACCCACACAGAAUACGGAUUUUAAAAGCUGUCCCCCCGUAAACCAACUAGGGGGGUAGUUGCAAAGAUACUUCUCUCACACCGUUGAAAGUGCCAAGCCGUCCUGCGUGAAGACCCCAACCUUCCCUGCGCAGCCGGGGCCUCGGCUCUCCAGCCAGGUCGAACAUCAGUCCCACCCCACCCCUCCCUGCCCACCCUUCCCCUACUGGAGCCAAGAUGGCCACCAGCGGUGCCCCUCGCCUCUCCUUGCCACUCCUGCUGCCUGUCACCACUCUGCUGCUAUCACUGCUGCUCACCGGCUCCCACGCCUUAUCUGCACCACGGUUCACUAAAGUUCCCGUCGACCAGAUUGGUGUCUCAGGGGGUGUGGUUUCCUUUGUGUGCCAGGCGACGGGCGACCCCAAGCCAAGGGUUAGCUGGAACAAGAAAGGCAAGAAGGUCAACUCCCAGCGUAUUGAGACCAUUGAGUUUGAUGAGGGUGCCGGCGCCGUACUCAGAAUCCAGCCUCUCCGAGCGCCACGUGACGAGAACAUCUACGAAUGCGUUGCUGAGAACAGCGAGGCCGAGAUUACCGUCAAUGCCAAGCUGUCCAUCAUCCGAGAGGACCUACUACCACUAGGCUUCCCUAACAUAGACAUGGGUCCUCAACUCAAAGUGGUGGAGCGCACUCGAACAGCCACCAUGCUCUGUGCUGCCAGUGGCAACCCUGACCCAGAAAUCACCUGGUACAAAGACUUCCUGCCCAUUGAUCCCAGUGCAAGUAAUGGGCGAAUCAAACAGCUACGCUCAGGUGCCUUGCAGAUCGAGAACAGCGAGGAGACCGACCAGGGGAAGUACGAGUGCGUGGCGUCUAAUGUGGAAGGCGUGCGCUACUCGUCCCCUGCUAACCUAUAUGUGCGAGUCCGGCGGGUGCCUCCUCGCUUCUCCAUUCCACCAACGAGUCAGGAAAUUAUGCCCGGUGGCAGUGUGAACAUAACAUGUGUGGCGGUGGGGUCGCCCAUGCCUUACGUCAAGUGGAUGCUGAACUCAGAGGAUUUGACACCGGAGGAUGAGAUGCCAGUGGGCAGGAAUGUUCUCGAACUGAGCAGCGUCCGUGAGUCAGCCAACUACACCUGCGUGGCCAUGAGCAGCCUUGGCAUCAUUGAAGCUGUGGCGCAGAUCACUGUCAAAUCUCUCCCCAAGCCUCCAGGUACCCCUGUGGUUACUGAAACCACUGCCACCAGUGUGACUAUCACCUGGGACUCGGGCAAUCCAGACCCAGUGACUUACUAUAUCAUCCAGUACAGGGCAAAGUCCCCAGACAGCAAGUAUGAGACAGUGGAUGAUAUCACUACUACACGUUACAGCAUCGGUGGCCUCUACCCCAAUACAGAGUAUGAAAUCCGAGUCUCAGCUGUUAACACAAUCGGCCAGGGUCCUCCCAGUGAGCCAGUAGAAACACGGACUGGUGAACAGGCUCCUGCCAGUCCACCACGAAACAUCCAGGCCCAGAUCAUUUCUCAAAAUACCAUGAUGGUGCGCUGGGAAGAGCCCGAGGAGCCCAAUGGGCAGAUCAAGGGCUACCGUGUUUAUUACACCAUGGACGACUCCCAGCCCAUGAGCCUCUGGCAGAUUCAUAAUGUCCAGGACAGCAUCAUUACCACUAUCCAGAGCCUGGUUCCUCAAGAGACAUACACAAUUAAAGUGUUAGCAUUCACCUCUGUAGGAGACGGACCCUUCUCUGAGCCCAUCCAUGUCAAAGUACUGCAAGGAGUUCCAGGUCAGCCCGCCAAAUUCCAGGUUGGUGCUGUGUCUGAUACCAGCAUUGAAUUGACUUGGGAAGCCGCCUAUGAGAAAGAAGGAAUUAUAAAUUAUGAACUUCGCUACACAGAAGGCAGUUUUGGCACCCAGAUGAAGAAAAUAUUUGGUCCCACAUCAAGAUAUGUUGUGGAAAAUCUCCGCCCACACACGGAGUACCACUUCUCCCUGGCAGCCAUCUCUAACAAAGGCAUCGGAGCCUUCACCAAUGACAUAACACAGAAGACCUUGCAAGCCAAGCCCUCAGCCCCCCCUCAAGACAUUAAAUGCAGCAGCACCAGCUCCACCAGCCUGCUGGUAAGUUGGCGCCCCCCGCCUUUGAAGAGUCAGAACGGUGUCCUGGCGGGGUAUAGGGUGCACUACCAGGUGGUGGGCCCGUCAGAAGGCGGCAGUGACGACGGGGAGCCCACGGAGGAGCCAACAGUCCCUGCCACUGAAGCGCAGGUGCUGCUGCAGCGAUUGGAGAAGUGGACCCAGUACCACAUCGCUGUGGCCGCCCUCACUGCGAUCGGGCCAGGCCCUGAGAGCGAGCCCCUGAUCUGCCGCACAGACGAAGAUGUUCCUGGGGCUCCUCCAAGGCGAGUGGAGGUGGAGGUCCUCAACUCCACAGCACUUAAGGUGAUGUGGCGCUCCCUGACGCCAGGCAAGCAGCACGGUCAGAUCCGUGGCUACCAGGUUCACUAUGUACGCGUGGAAAAUGGCGAGUCACGGGGCCUGCCCCUCAUCAAGGACGUCAUGCUGGCCGAUGCCCAGUGGGAAACGGACGAUACAGCUGAAUAUGAAAUGGUCAUUGGAGGACUCAAGCCAGACACCACUUACUCCAUCACAGUGGCAGCGUACACCACCAAGGGGGAUGGAGCCCGCAGCAAACCCAAACUGGUGGUGACCAAAGGGGCAGUGCCUGGUCUGCCCUAUCUGUCAGUGGCUCAGGACUCAGAGACAUCAGCUGUGGUUCGCUGGGACCCUCCAGAAUUCACCAGUGGUAUGGACCUGCAGGGUUACCGGCUGCAGUUUGGCCGCAAAGAUGUCUCUCCUUUAGCCACACUGGAAUUUGCUCCACAAGAACGACAGUACUCUGUGGGCAACAUCCACCGGGGGGCCACCUAUAUCUUUAAAGUCUCAGCCAAGAGCAGGGGGGGCUUUGGGGAAGAGGCUGUGGUAGAACUCAGUGUACCCGAGAACACGCCAGGAGGCUACCCUCAAAUUGAAGAGGGCUCCAAUGUGACAUGCUGCUCAGUGCAGCUGUCCUGGUCUCCUCCAGUGCUGGCGGAGAGAAAUGGGGUAAUCACAGAGUACACUUUGGCCUAUAAGGAAACUGGCGCCGUUGGAGCACCACGGGAGCUCCGCUUGCCCCCAAACCAGUCCAGCUAUGUUCUCAACAGCCUCAAACCGAACUCAGCGUAUGAUGUGAAAAUACGUGCACACACCAGUGUAGGUCCAGGGCCCUACAGCCCGCCCAUCCAGUAUCGGACGGUGGCCUUUGAUCCAACAGACGUUCCAAAGAAUUUCACUGUGAAGUGGGCCACCAAGACCACUGUGGUUAUUGCAUGGAAGUUUUCUGACAGUAAAUCUCCAUACAAAUGCACGAUUGAGUACAACCGUCAGAAGAUGGAUGUGGAUGCCAGGCAGAUGAGGGUGCUGGUCACGGGGCUAAAACACAACACCACCUAUGAGUUCAGGGUGACCUGCCAAGAAAGCAUAGACGGUGGGCCAAGACACCGUGUGGUUGCCAAGACUGCACCACUCAUCCUGGUCAAGAAACCCAAGCUGGACAUCUACGCUGAGCCCGACAACAUGCUCACCAUGUCCUUCCCACCAGUCGAUAAUAAGGAUGUCAAGACUUUCUAUGUGGUUGUUGUGCCACUUAAGAGGACUUCAGGAGCUGUCAAAAACCUGAAGAACCCUGAUGAGAUGGACAUGGAAGAGCUGUUGCGGGAGGUGACCCUCAAGCGUCGUUCACGCCGCCAGCUGGCUCAGCUGGACCAGAGGAAGCCCUACAUCACAGCCUGCUUCAGGCAGCUGCCCCCCAGCUUCACGGUGGGAUCUGACUAUCGCCAAAGCAGCUGUGAGAACAAGCCUCUUGAACCUGGCCAGGAGUAUGUCUUCUUCCUGCUGGCUGAACUCAACGCCACCUCCGGGAAAAUGUUUGCUACCAGCCCUUACACCGACACUGUGGUGACUCCCGAGCUGGAGGUUGGCCCAGUAGAGACUGGUGACGGACUCAUAUGGGUGGUGGGCCCAGUCCUGGCUGUGGUCUUCAUAAUCUGCAUCGUCAUUGCUAUUCUCCUGUAUAAAAACCGCAAAAGAAAAGAGUCAGAGCCGCGCACGAAAUGCCUGCUGAACAACGCAGACAUCACACCUCACCACCCCACAGACCCUGUGGAGAUGAGACGCAUCAACUUCCAAACUCCAGAUUCUGGUCUAAGCAGCCCUCAGAGUGAAGCAGAUUUUGACUAUGAAAGUAUGAUGAAUCAUCCUCCCAUCCCUAUCUCAGAGCUGGCCGAACACACGGAGCUUCUCAAAGCCAACGACAACCUCAAGCUCUCCCAGGAAUAUGAGUCUAUCGAUCCAGGCCAGCAGUUCACCUGGGAACAUUCCAACCUGGAGGUGAACAAGCCCAAAAAUCGUUACGCCAACGUCAUCGCCUAUGACCACUCUCGAGUCAUCCUGGCUCCAAUCGAAGGUAUCACAGGUAGUGACUAUAUCAAUGCCAACUACAUUGAUGGCUACAGAAAGCAGAAUGCCUACAUCGCCACCCAGGGUCCACUACCAGAGACAUUCGGGGACUUCUGGAGGAUGGUGUGGGAGCAGAGAGCAGCCACUGUGGUCAUGAUGACCAGGCUGGAGGAGAAGUCACGGAUUAAGUGUGACCAGUACUGGCCCAGUCGUGGCACAGAAACCUAUGGUAUGACCCAAGUGACCCUGUUGGACACUAUAGAACUGGCUACUUUCUGUGUCCGCACUUUCUCCUUGCACAAGAAUGGCUCCAGUGAGAAGCGGGAGGUUCGUCAGUUUCAGUUCACGGCGUGGCCUGACCACGGAGUACCAGAGUACCCGACCCCCUUCCUGGCCUUCCUCCGUAGGGUUAAGACCUGUAACCCGCCUGACGCCGGACCCAUCAUCGCCCACUGCAGUGCGGGUGUCGGCCGGACAGGUUGCUUUAUCGUCAUCGACGCCAUGCUUGAGCGCAUCAAGCACGAGAAGACGGUCGACAUUUACGGCCAUGUGACGCUGAUGCGCUCGCAGCGGAAUUACAUGGUGCAGACGGAGGACCAGUACAGCUUCAUUCACGAUGCACUGCUGGAGGCGGUGGCCUGUGGCAACACUGAAGUGGCUGCCCGGAGCCUCUACUCCUACAUCCAGAAGCUGGCCCAGGUGGAGAGCGGCGAGCACGUAACUGGCAUGGAGCUAGAGUUCAAGCGUUUGGCCAACUCCAAAGCCCACACGUCGCGCUUCAUCAGUGCUAACCUUCCCUGCAACAAGUUCAAGAAUCGGCUGGUCAACAUCAUGCCCUACGAGACCACGCGUGUCUGCCUGCAGCCAAUCAGAGGCCUGGAAGGAUCCGACUACAUCAAUUCCAGCUUCAUUGAUGGAUACAGGCAACAGAAGGCCUACAUCGCUACGCAGGGCCCUCUGGCAGAGACCACAGAAGACUUCUGGAGAAUGCUCUGGGAGAACAACUCUACUAUUGUAGUCAUGUUGACCAAACUAAGAGAAAUGGGACGGGAAAAAUGUCACCAGUACUGGCCGGCAGAGCGCUCUGCCAGGUAUCAGUACUUUGUGGUUGAUCCCAUGGCAGAGUACAACAUGCCCCAGUACAUCCUACGAGAGUUCAAGGUCACAGACGCCAGGGACGGUCAGUCCAGGACAGUAAGGCAGUUCCAGUUUACUGAUUGGCCGGAGCAAGGCGUGCCCAAAUCUGGGGAGGGAUUCAUCGAUUUUAUCGGCCAGGUGCAUAAAACCAAGGAGCAGUUUGGACAGGAUGGACCGAUCUCUGUCCACUGCAGUGCUGGCGUGGGCAGGACGGGAGUCUUCAUCACCCUCAGUAUCGUCCUGGAGCGAAUGCGCUACGAAGGCGUGGUUGAUAUCUUCCAGACAGUGAAGAUGCUCCGGACACAGAGGCCAGCCAUGGUCCAGACUGAGGAUGAGUACCAAUUCUGCUAUCAUGCAGCUCUGGAGUACUUAGGAAGCUUUGAUCACUAUGCAACGUAAAAAGCCAUCUCUUCCCCCCAGAAUCCUGUCGCCCCCCUCAACAGUCUCCUGAGCCAUAGAAACUUUGAAAUUUGAAACGACAACAGCAGACGAUGAUAACACCAUCUCUAAUUCAGACACACCAAACAGGAUCCCAAAGUAGAUUUUAAGAAACAAGACGCCCGACCAACCAGUGAAGAGUAAUUCCAAUUCGACUGAGAGACCCUUCAUGAGGACGCGAGGGAAAAUUGCCCAUCACCAAGAAAAGAAAAUCCUCACCGGAAGAGGAACCAGACGCUGUGGCUCAAGCUGUGGGGCGGGAAUCGAUCAAAGCGUCAGACUGCUUACCUUACCUCAAGUGUUUCAAUGUGGAGGACAUUGUAAACAUUCGUGGACAUUUCUCUUCUCAAAAAUAUCUCGUGAUACAACGGUAACAAGCAACAGUUAAUGAAGGAGAAGGCAACAAAUCAGCGAGAGGCAGAUGGAUGUAGCCAAGACGGGGUGACUUUCUUGUUUUUUGAUAUGCCUGGGUGUAAAAGGGGGUUCAAGUAUUUCUAUCAACACAUUUUGUGAGUGAUAUCCAGAGAAAAUGACCAAACUGUGGUUGCCUGUGUGAACACAAACGGUUUUCCCCCAAACUCUGGUAAGACAAAAAAAAAAAAUCUAAACAGCGGAAACAUAACUAGCACGAGAACACUACCAUCUAGCAUCGAAUAAACCUUGAGUUUUUUUACACUGUCCCACUAAUGAUAUGCAUAAUUUGUGUGGAAAAACACUCAACUAUUAAAGUAUACAUCACACAGCUGCCUGUUCUCAAGCGCUACGAGCUUAGAGACGGCGCUGUCAGUGGCUGUGGGAGAGAAAGCAGCACCACAUAUCUUAAGAUCAGUUAGCUUCAUGAAUUGUGAACUUCAGUAUCCCAAGCCAGGUAACCACAGUGAUGUUGAAAAGUACCGCAGUGUAUUGAAGAAGUGCCCCAGGAGUCUCGUGUCUCAGUCACCAGAGAAAUUGGGUGGGGGGAGAUCUCGGCUCUUGCAAGAAGCCGCGGCUGGGUCGUCUUGCGGAUGGUUAAGGCGGGAGAAAUGGCAACCGUGUCCCAUGAUUUUUUACAAUCACUCCUCUCUUUGGAACCAUUGCAUCAUGGGGCUUCGGUGUUAACAUCCACCAUUUUGAACAAGAGAUUAAUCUGGUGGGCGAGAAGCUUUGGAACAAACGGAACAACCAAACAAGGAUCGCCCGCAAAGUCGGGGCUUUCUUUGUGUACAGUGACCAACGCUCAUCAUCAUUGUUUCGAACUUUUUUGUCUUAUGAGGAAUUAUCUUUUUUUUUUCUUCUUCUUCUUCUUUUGUUUUUACUUUCUGUCAAAACCAAACAUGCUGCUUAUCUCGUGUAUGCUGUAAGUGUGACUCUUGAGGGAGAGGAAACUGACGAAACAAAAGAUGCCAGCUCUGCUAACCGCUCGCGCCGGAGGCGGGCGUGACUGAAAGCGCAUCCACAUGACAACAUCGUCCACUGGUCUUUCCCACCUCUCCUUUUCAUUUUUUUCUCCAGCCUCCUCUAUAAUCAUCAUCGUUUAAGACACUCGAGAGUGGCAGAGGCCUGUUGCAGUUACAAAGCUGUGUGUUCAUGUGGUUGAAAAAUUGGCCUUUAGUUCCACUGUAUGUGUGUUUGGUAACAGGUGGAUAAACGAAGUAGUUGCUUUGGUUUUUUGUCCUCCGUUUUAUAGAUGAUGUCUCUGUGGGUGACACAGCCAGACCAGGCAGCCAUGUUGGAUCUCGACGCCAUGAUGUGAUAAUGAAAUUCUUCGGUACAAGUUACUUGCACAUCCCUAAGGAAAAAAAGAAACUUGAAACAAAUACCCCCAGAAACAACUGCAGGUUGGAUUUGACGCACUAAUGUAAAUGUGUCUGAUAAAAAAAAAUAUAAGGAAAAAAAAAAUCGAGCUUUUGAAAUUACCGGGUUUUCAUUUUGAGAUCAGUGCUUUGGUACAGGUGAGUGUACGGACUCUGUGGAGGUUUCCGACGGGUGUGCACAAAAACCAGAGCGAUGGACAGAACUGUGUGUAAUCUUUUCUUAUUUCCAAAAAAGCCUUAUUGUUAUUGUAACAUUAUGAAAACAUUACUGUUGUAUUAUGACGACUUAUUUUACAUUACAUAGUUGACUUUUUAUUUUCUUUUUUUUGGUUUAGUUUUUUAACAGAGAUGUUGUAUCACAUUUUUUAAAAUUAGCAGGAAAAGAGAAAUGCUUAUUUGUUCAUAUUACGUUAAAAGACAUUCUAUUUUUUCACUGUAGAAAUGUUAAGUAUAACAUGUCUGUGUGUACGUGUGCAUAUAUGUAUGUGUAUAAAUAUAUAUAUAUAUAUAUAUAUAUAUAUAUAUAUAUAUACUGCACACUCACACAUGCAUAUAUAUUUAAAUGCAGAAUAUAAAGAUAUAUCCAAACACUUAGUAUUAAUUACAUUUUCUCCUCAUCAUCUUUUUUUUAUACCAGCCAGUGCUCAUGUUUGAAAAUAUGACUUUUUAUUGGUUUCUCUUUGUUUGUUUGUUUUUUGUAAUCUCACAAACCUGCGUUUCUCGAGGAAAAAGCAGAGGCGAUGUCAGCACUACGCCUGAAUCCUCUGCCUCCACUCACCGAUGUUUAACUUCUACCCCCGGGGUAGAUCCUGUGCCGACGAGGAGAUGCCAUUUUUAAACCUUGAGAUUCUUUAUUAUCAUUAACUUGUAGGCGUUAGUGUUCUUUUUGAGUUAUUUUUGAGCAACUGUUGAAUGAUGAACUGGUUGAAAAAAAUAUCUAAUCAAUCAAAAAUUUAAUAAUUGAACUUGCUAUAUCAGCCCAACUUGACGUACUGUACCUUGUAUGAUCAUGUACAGACUACGACCCUCACGGUUUUUAAGAAAAUCCUCUUCAGUUAGUUCUCUAUUUUUUUUAACUUUUGUUAUUUUCUGACAUAAUGUGGUCAUUCAUUUUGUUAGAUAUCCACUAUGAUCUAGAAUAUACCUGUAAAUAAACAAAUAUAUAGAUUAUAUGUAUUUGUAUCAUUUGACCCUCAAAAAUCUCAUAUGUUGAGCAGGAACAGAAUCACAGAGACCAAGGUUCUGCUCAUAUUACGACUUCCUGGUGUUUGUAAAGCCUGUUUUCUCUCCUUCCGAAAUGUUCUUUCUCCAGCCCUUCUCCCUGGUCUUUAAUUACCACUCACUUUUUUUCUGCCUUUAAUUUCCCCUGCUAGCAGUUAAACUGGGAAACAAGCCAGCUCCUGUUCUCACACCUAUAGCCUCAAUGAGGGCAUGCAAUCAGCAUCAGUGUUCUGCUGGUAUAAUUUAGCUGAGGAUGGGAAGUUAGUCCACUCGCUAACCAUUUGAAUUGCUAAUCAACCAUCAAUUCAAGGUCCUGCUACAUCCUUAUUCUCAGUGUGGUGGACAUGAAUUUUUUCGUGCCCCAGCAUUAGCAUGGGUCUGCUGGAAAUAAGAUGGACUUUCCUCUGUCACACCAUGGAGCUACAGCAACUGAUUCUGUUUAAAUAAUUAGACCUCCAGUCUCAAAUUCUAACAAAAUGGGGAUUACACAGGUGUAGAUUCUCAAUUUCUCCACUGAUGUGAGAAACAAUAGCACCCAAAGGUGUUUUUCCAUUCCUUAAAAGUUCUCCACAAAUACCCCGAAAAUCCCCAGCUGUCCAACUGCCUAAAAUGCCAAGGUGUUAUCCAUAAAUAUAUCACUGGCUGAUGGACAAAUGCAGCUAAGCUAAAGGCCAUAUGUAGUUCAGUUGCAACAUGACAUGCUGAUUUAUUUUCUCCCCGAGAGCAUUUUUAAACAUUGUAUAGAACCAUACUUUGUGUUUUUUUUUUUUUUAUUAUUUUGUUUGUUUGUUUUCGUUCAGCCAUGUUUCAUUGUGGGAUGCAGAAAGAAAUCAGGACUCAAUGAAACAGAGCAGUGCGAUGCAACCAAGGGAAGACCAAGACAACCAAAAACUUGCUGCAAAUUCACAUUUCCAGCACGUCAUUUCUGAACAGUGGGAACCUUGAGAUGUUUCAUAAUGAACUAAAAUCCUGAAGUCUUUUGGAACUCGAAAAAAGACUGGUAGUAAAUGGCCCAAAAUGCCAAAACUGAAUCCAUGGAAGUCUUUGGAAAGCUUGUGCAAUGUGUUACUCUUUUGACUUCAUGUAAAGAUGCUAGACUUUUGAAAAACAGACGCCAAAUUUACUGGAAUAUGUUGCAGAAUAUUUGGGGGAGCGGGAGGGAGGGGACUAACAAAAAAAAAAAACAAAACAACAACACUAACAAAAAAAAUUACAUCAAAAAGAAUAGAACAUAUACAGUACAUACCGACGAAAUGAAAAAGAACCCAAACUCAGCAAAAUAGUUUUUCCUUUGUAUGAGGGCCAAGUGCUAUCACUUUCAAACUGUUACUUCUAACUGAAACAAUAAUUGGUUUAAAGCCACUGUGUAUGUAGAUAUGUUGACUUUGUAUUAAAGAAAUGUUGUCUGA
Messenger RNA from Epinephelus fuscoguttatus (brown-marbled grouper), 10870 nucleotides. RefSeq names its product protein tyrosine phosphatase receptor type Sa (gene ptprsa). Gene Ontology annotation, molecular function: protein binding; protein tyrosine phosphatase activity. The coding region runs from base 616 to 6408 and encodes 1930 amino acids. Lineage: Eukaryota; Metazoa; Chordata; Actinopteri; Perciformes; Serranidae. Gene Ontology annotation, biological process: protein dephosphorylation. The transcript has 34 exons. The record is from RefSeq and is a predicted model, not a curated record.